Messenger RNA from Ricinus communis (castor bean), 2822 nucleotides. RefSeq names its product L-type lectin-domain containing receptor kinase S.6. The record is from RefSeq and is a predicted model, not a curated record. Bases 519 to 2621 code for a protein of 700 amino acids. Gene Ontology annotation, cellular component: plasma membrane. Gene Ontology annotation, biological process: protein phosphorylation. Gene Ontology annotation, molecular function: ATP binding; carbohydrate binding; protein kinase activity. Lineage: Eukaryota; Viridiplantae; Streptophyta; Magnoliopsida; Malpighiales; Euphorbiaceae. The transcript has a single exon.
UGUUAGAUUGAGGCUCAAACCGGUUCCGUUUUGAGUGAGUGGAGAAUGUUAGAUUGAGGCUCAAAACGGUUUCGUUUGAGCUGCCAACGGACUGAGAGACUGUUCUUUAACUAACUAAAGAAUACAAUUAUUUGUAGGACCAUAUAGCUAAAAAAAGAGAGAUUUUUAGGUCCACUUUCUCUUUCUUCAAUAACCAAUAGUCUCCUUUCCCUCCAAAAUUUUUCUCUCUAGGAUCCACCCACAAACAAGUUCCUCAACUGAACAUUGUUGACAGAAACAUCAAAUAAACAAGACUUCCAAUUCCGGGUUCUUCUUGGUUCCAAGAACUCUGUUUAUGUUUUAAACCUCUGUUUCUUUCAAGAAUUACCUCUAUCCAGCAUCAAUCAAACAAGAAAUCCAAAUUACCUCUGUUUCUUUCAAGAAUUUCUUUCUGUCAAGAAAUCUCUUCUAAACCUCUCUUUUUGUCAAGAAUUAACUUUACCCACCAACCAAGGUUCAUUCUUUUUCCCGUUUUUGCAAUGCAAUUUUGUACUUCACUUCUCUUCUGGUUCCAUUUAUUUCUCUUCUUUACCUUCAAUUUCCUUUCACUUUCAAACCCUUCCUUACAAGCAAAGAAUGUCACGCUCUAUGGAGACGCACACCUUAGAAACAAUGCCAUCAGUCUCACCCAAGAUCACGGUUGCUCCCCUCCACCAUCUUCUUCCUCUUCUUCUUUCUUCUUUUCUGAUCCAUCUUCAUAUUCUGGUGUUGGAAGAGCUCUCUAUCUGUACCCGGUUCGGUUCCUUGAUUCCACAACAAGUAUUCCUGCAUCCUUUUCUUGUAGAUUCUCAUUCUCCAUAAUCAAAUCUCCACUUUGUUCUUUUGGUGACGGCAUGGCUUUCUUGAUCACUUCUAAUGCUGAAUCUUUUAGUCUUUCUAAUGGGUAUAUGGGUCUUCCUGGUCCAGCUUUAAACCCUCAAGAUUCUUUUGUUGCUGUUGAAUUUGAUACAAGUUUUGAUCCUUUUCUUUCUGAUAUUAAUGGUGAUCAUAUUGGAAUUGAUGUUAACACAGUUGUUUCUUUUGCUUCUGUUGAUGCUUUGUCAAAUGGGAUUGAUCUAAAAAGCGGAAAGCAAAUGAUUGCUUGGAUUGAGUACUCAGAUAUUGCUAAAUUGAUUCAAGUUUGGGUUAGUGACUCUCAAAAUAGACCUCCAAAUCCUAUUCUUGAAGCUAGAGUUGAUUUAUCUGAGAAUUUUAAGGAGUUUAUGCAUGUUGGUUUCACUGCUUCUAAUGGGCAAGGAUCAGCUGUUCAUCUUAUUGAUCAUUGGAGAUUCAAAACUUAUUGGUCUGCCCCUGCUGCUACUAAUGUACAAGCAAGUGAAGGAGAGGAUUGUUUCUUGUGUUACCUUGAGGAUUCAAGUGAAAAUGGCGACCCUACUAAUCUUGAUGAGAAAACAAAUAAAAUGAAGGAGAUAGCUUUGGGGUUAGGAGGUUUAGCUGCAUUUAUCUUAUCGAUUGCUCUAAUAUUGGCAAUAAUCUUUCUCUUUGUUAUAAGAAAGAAAAGGGUUGUUUUUGGCAGAAGAACUAAAGAAGGCCAAUUCUUUAUACAUAAAGGAGGACCAACAAGAUUUUCAAUUGUUGAGAUAAAGGCAGCGACAAUGGGGUUUCAUCGAAACAGAAUUAUCGGGGAAGGAGCUUCAGCUACAGUUUAUAAGGGGUCUCUUCCAGAUUUAGGAGCAGUGGCUGUGAAGAGGUUUAAUAAGACAGAGAUUGAAUGUUGUCGCAAUCCAUUCAUAACUGAGUUUGCAACAAUUGUGGGUUGCUUAAAACAUAAUAACUUGGUUCAACUUCAAGGAUGGUGUUGCGAAGAAUCAGAAUUAGUCUUAGUUUAUGAGUACCUGCCUAAUGGUAGCCUUGCCAAAAUCCUUCACAAUAACACUAGCUCUUCAAAUUUCCUCUCCUGGAAACAAAGAAUGAACAUAGCUCUUGGAGUUGCUUCUGCUCUUUCGUAUCUACACGAGGAAAGUGAAAGGCAGAUAAUUCAUAGAGAUGUUAAGACCUGCAAUAUAAUGCUUGAUGAAGAAUUCAAUGCUAAACUUGGUGAUUUUGGUUUAGCAGAAGUUUAUGAACAUAGUUCUUCGACAAGAGAAGCUACAAUACCAGCUGGAACAAUGGGGUACCUUGCUCCUGAGUAUGUUUAUUCAGGCGUCCCAUCGGUGAAAACUGAUGUUUACAGCUUUGGUGUGGUGGUGCUAGAGGUUGCCACAGGAAAAAGGCCUGUUGAUGAUGAUGGAACGGUACUUGUGGAUUGGGUGUGGGGGUUUUGGGAGCAAGGGAAAUUGAUAGAGGCUGCUGAUUCGAAGUUAAAAGGGAAGUUUAAUGGAGCGGAGAUGCAGAGAAUGCUGCUUGUGGGACUUUGUUGUGUGCAUCCAAAUCAUGAGGAGAGACCAACUAUUAAGGAGGCAGCUAAGAUUCUUAAAGGUGAAGCACCACUUCCUGUUCUGCCAUCAAGAAAACCGAAAGUUGGCUUUCAGUAUAUUUUACCUGAGGAUUCUGAUGGAAGAUUGAAUCUUGGUGGAGAUCAUAGUCCUAAUACUGAUGAUGUUUCCUGGAUGACACCUAGGAGUCAUUUUGGCUGGGACUAACAGAGAAUUGUUAAGUAUAUGAAAAUGUGGAAUGUAAUGUCUGAUUUUUUGUUGCAAAUGUGUAGUAUCCGCUACUACGUUUUAUGCAUUUUCUUCUAAAAAUCUUGUAGACAUUAUGUAUUCCAAGAUGUUGAGAUACUGUGGAGGGUUUUGUGAUGUUCCUGAAAGAUAUCUAUUAGAUGAGAAAUGAAUGGUUUUUGC